Cimex lectularius (bed bug) is the source of this 3021-nucleotide messenger RNA. Its product is annotated as major facilitator superfamily domain-containing protein 1-like. The record is from RefSeq and is a predicted model, not a curated record. Gene Ontology annotation, biological process: transmembrane transport. Bases 164 to 1735 code for a protein of 523 amino acids. Gene Ontology annotation, cellular component: lysosome. The transcript has 13 exons. Gene Ontology annotation, molecular function: transmembrane transporter activity. Lineage: Eukaryota; Metazoa; Arthropoda; Insecta; Hemiptera; Cimicidae.
CCCAAUCAGCUGUGUGAAUCAUUUGUAAACAAUAAACGGCCUGGGUGAAUUCUUUUGUGUGUUGAUUUUAGAUUAGACUUUAGAAAGGGUGGGUAACGUCAGUUAUGACAAUUUUCGACCCUGGUUUUACGUAGAGUUUGACUAGAUAAAACCGAAAAAGAACAUGAACAGCGAGAUUGAAGAUGUCUCCGACAAGACCGAGCUUCUGCGAGAAGAAGAGGGUUCGGAGGAGGAAAUAGAAGAAAAAAAGCCGGCAUGCUCGCCCGAUGGUGCCUGCUUCAGGUACCUGGGCCUCGCCUGGAUGUGUCUUCUAGGUUUCGGUUCUUAUUUCUGUUAUGACAACCCCGGAGCCAUGCAGGAUAUCAUUACUAAAGAUAUGAAACUGACGACAACCCAGUUUACUUAUUUGUACACAUUUUAUUCUUGGCCUAAUAUUGUGCUUUGCUAUAUUGGAGGAUUUCUCAUCGACCGAAUUUUUGGUAUACGAUUUGGAACAUGCUUGUAUGCAUUAAUUGUAUUCUUAGGACAACUUCUUGUAGCGUUUGGAUCUUUUAUUGACUCAUUUAAUACAAUGUUAUUAGGAAGGCUUAUUUUUGGAAUUGGAGGGGAAUCGUUAGCAGUUGCACAAAAUUAUUAUGCCGUGCAGUGGUUCAAAGGAAAGGAACUUAAUAUGAUUUUUGGGCUCCAGUUGAGUUUUGCCAGGGUUGGCUCUAUGGUAAAUUUUCUAUCGAUGAGUAAAAUCUACGAGCAUGUUCAUGAAUAUUUUAAAGGGAGGGAGGCCCUUGGAGUUACACUGUUACUAGCAUCUGCCACCUGUUUGAUGUCAUUUGUAAGUUCGGUUUUUCUUGCUCUGAUGGAUUCAAGAAGGAAAAAACCGCCACCCGUUGUAAGCGCGACAAAUGAUGAAGACGAGGAGGACAAAGUGGAAAUUGCGAAAUUAUCAGAUGCAAAAGAUUUCUCAGCAGCGUUCUGGCUAAUCACAGUGAUCUGCGUAGCUUAUUACCUUGCAAUUUUCCCAUUUAUUGCAUUAGGAAAAGUGUUUUUUAUGAAAAAAUUUGGAUUCUCAAGCGCAAAGGCCAACUUUGUGAACAGUUUUGUUUACGGCAUGUCUGGAGUGGCGUCACCCAUUCUUGGCUUUUUAGUCGACAGGACUGGUUGGAACGUGUUUUGGGUUUUUAUAUCAAUCAUAUCGACCAUGGUUGCCCACGGAUUGCUUGCAUUUACAUUCUUCAGUCCAUUUUAUGCUAUGAUUCUAUUAGGACUGUCAUAUUCUAUGUGUGCAAGUGCUCUUUGGCCAAUGAUCUCACUUGUCAUCCCAGAAUACCAGCUAGGAUCAGCUUAUGGAAUUGCUCAAGCUUUGCAGAAUCUUGGUCUAGCCGUCAGUACAAUGUUGGCUGGAAUGGUAGUUGAUGCAGGUGGAUACAUGAUGUUAGAAAUAUUCUUUAUAAUGUGGCUUAUAGUUUCUCUCAUUGCCUGUCUCCUGAUGUGGUUGUACGACUUGAAAACAACUGGCAUACUCAACAUGACUGUCAAGCAAAGAGACCUUUAUGAACAAAUGAAGCCGUCGUCCUCUUUAAAUAAAUUGGUGCGUAAACACUCAUACGCUGGGGUUUCUCCAUACCUUGUAACACAGCAGUCUGACGAUCAAGUUAGAAACAGAUUGCUAUCAAAAGCUGGCGAGACGAGUGAGGAGCCUAAUAUGUCAGGAGGAAGCAGUGAGAUGCCCAUUGCGUGAUACGAUAACAUAGCUGUAACAGAAUUGAGAAGGAUAAGCCAAGAUGAAAAUGCCAUUUUUCAUAAUAUGCCACAUGUUUUCUACGAAUCCUAGUAAGAGUCUGAGUAACUGAACUCCAGCUAUCUUAUAUAGUUUUGUAAAUAUUUUUACAAAAUUCGACAAAUUUGAUUUAUUCCAAACCAAUCCAAUUUUGAGGACUGACUAGAAAAUAUUACAUAUUUUCCAUUCCAUCCGUCUGUAAUGUUCAUUUGAAUUUUAUCUAGACCUAUUAAAAUAUUGUAUUUUAAUAAUAAAAAUAUUAAUGUUCAAUAUUAUAUGUAAUGUAAUUAUUUAAAUAAUUUGUAUAUAACUGCUAUAUAAAUAGAAAUCAUGAUAGAAUUUUAGUAGUAUUAUAUUAUCUCACGUUAUGUAAAUAUGUUUAUAUGUAAUGAAUGCAUUUAUGUGAAACGUUGAAAUAUUUUACUAUUAAGGUGAUAUAUACAGUGCGAUUUAGUUUUUAAUAAAUUUAUUGAAAUAGAUUCUCUCACUUUUUGUUUGAAAUAUUCUCAUCUCUAAAAACAAUUAAUUGUUGUUGGAAUAAGGGUAAUUUUUUUGGUAAAAUGUUUACUAUUAUAACUAGACACUCCUUUAUCUAAGAAAUCUCAAUUAAUGAACAGAGUAAUUUGAAAAUGUUCCUUAAUUAAGAUUAAUAUAAUCAUGUAAAGAAAUAUUGUAUCAAUAAUGUGUGCUUAUGAUAUAUAUUUGUCAAUAACCUAAAUAUUUGUCUUUUUAUAAUAAAUGUGAUACUCGGAAAAGGGUUAUGUAAUCACAAUAAUGCAGAGAUAUCGAAUGUGAAGACAUCUAUCUAAUUUUCAUGAUAUCAGAAAAAAACAUGAAUAGCUCAUGAAAUGAGGCUGUGUUAGCUUAGACCCACACUAGUAAUACAAAUAAUAAAACAAAAUGUUUUGUUGAUCCUGUUUCAAAAUAUUUGCAUAUCUAUUCAUCCUGAGAAUUAAAUUUUGACAGUCAAUUAAUUUAUAAUGUAAUAUAUUUGGCAAUAUUAUUGUUAUUAUUUUUAAAAGUUUAGUGUGUAGUCUAUUUUGACGGUUUUCAUUUUUGUAUUAUUAUCUGUAGAUUCUUAAAAAAUAAAGGACAAUAACUUAGUUAUUUCUAUUAAAAAAAAGAACAAAAAUGUUUUAAAAGUAAAUAUAUAUUUAUAACAUUAAUUUAUUUAUAACACUGAUGUACAAGAACCAACACUUUUUGCAAAAUAAAUGUACCAUUUAAAUAAAUAAUUGUCCAAUUAA